Molecule: messenger RNA, 4355 nt
Organism: Limulus polyphemus (Atlantic horseshoe crab)
Lineage: Eukaryota; Metazoa; Arthropoda; Merostomata; Xiphosura; Limulidae
Product: WD and tetratricopeptide repeats protein 1-like
Exons: 16
Coding region: 143-2272 (709 amino acids)
Biological process (GO): negative regulation of fatty acid biosynthetic process
Cellular component (GO): Cul4-RING E3 ubiquitin ligase complex; cytoplasm
Molecular function (GO): protein binding
Source: RefSeq, a predicted model, not a curated record
UAAAGUCCAAUCAGCUGAGGACGAAAACUUAGCUCGAGGAACAAGGCUUAAUCUCGAAUGCUGAUUAUAAUAUAAUAAAUUAUAAACAAUGUAAAAUACCUUCUUGAUUUGCAAUGGAUGAAUUGAACAAGAAAUAAAUAUCAUGGAUUGGUGCAAAAAUGUUGUGAAAUUCUGUGAUCAGAGAGAAAGAAGGGAACAAUUUGGUACAUACUUUCAACGAAGACUUCAUGUAACAGAUGAAUUUAUUGCACGAUUGGGUCUUGAAGCAGAACUAGAGGGUCAUGGAGGUUGUGUUAACUGUCUAGAAUGGAAUGGGAAAGGAAAUUUAUUAGCCAGUGGUUCAGAUGAUGUGCAAAUUAUAAUAUGGGAUCCAUUUAGAAGAAAAAAGUUAACUACUCUACAUACAGGUCACCAUGGUAACAUCUUUUCUGUAAAGUUCCUGCCUAACUCUAAUGAUGGGACAAUUGCCAGUGGGGCAGGAGACCACAAGAUUCAUACUUAUGAUGUUAAUGCUAAGGAGACCACAAUGGUUUGUAGUUGUCACUCAGGGCGUGUUAAAAGAUUAGCAGUGGCUCCUAAUGUUCCUUUCAUGUUCUGGAGUGCAGCUGAAGAUGGACUGAUCAUGCAGUAUGAUCUUCGAACACCACAUCAGUGCUCCAGUGUGUGUAAUAGUGUUUUAAUUAACCUGCUCAAUCAUGCAGGUAGAAAUGCAGAGGCAAAAUGUCUGGCAAUCAACCCUCUUCGUCCAGAACUUCUUGCUGUUGGGGCAAAUGAUCCCUUUGUUCGGCUGUAUGAUAGGCGAAUGAUUUCACCAACGACAAUUAACUAUCCACCUGAUCAUUCAACACGUUCACCAUGGGAACGGCAUAAUUACAUAUCAGCUCAUUCAGAGACUGAAGAAGACAACCUUCCACCUGGUUGUGCUACAUAUUUCGUGGCAGGUCACCUUCCACUCAAACAGACAGACUAUAGAAAACGGUACAGGAACUUAGCAUCAACGUUCCUUUCAUUCAGUCCUGAUGGCAGUGAACUUUUAGCUAAUCUUGGAGGAGAACAAAUCUAUCUUUUUAAUGUUGUUAAGCCUCAAAAACCUAAAACAUUUGACCUGCAGGGUUUUUCCAUUCCAGCUUAUGGAGUUUGUAAAGACACUUGCUUCUCCAGUAAUGGAUACAGCACUUAUCUUAAUGGCACCACCAAUGGCUUGACAGCUAGCAGAGUUAUACCUGAUGCAGGCCACUUGUUCAGUAGUUCAACUGAGUUUUCAGGCAAUUUGUUACGUGACAACAGUAAAUAUCAUAGACAUCUCUCAGCAAAAGCGGAAGCCAUAAAGGCUAAAGCCAAUGAAAAGUUUGACAAACAGCAAUAUCCUGUAGCUAUUCAUCUAUACAAUGAAGCUAUUUACCUUCAUCCUGAAGCCUCAAUCUUAUAUGGAAACCGAGCAGCUGCUUUCAUGAAAAGGGGCUGGGAUGGAGAUUUAUAUGCAGCUCUUCGAGACUGUCAUACAGCUUUGAAACUAGAUCCAGAAUAUUUUAAAGCUCAUUUUCGUCUUGCCAGAUGUUUAUACGAGUUACACUGGACAAGGGAAGCAUUAGAUUGCUUACAAGUUUUCAAAAACAAAUUCCCUGGCCAUGCUCAGAGUCAUGCUUGUGUAGCUUUAGACCGAGAUAUCAAAGCUGCUAUAUCCUCUUCUUCAGAAACUGAAACAGAAGAUACAGGAUGUGAUAACAAGCAGGAAUCCCACAGCUCCACAGAGAAUGGAAUGAGUCCCCGUCAUCGCAAACCUUCUUUGUCAGAACAGGAAAAAACAUGGCGUGCUUCAGCUUAUGACUAUGAAUCUCGGUUUUGUGGCCAUUGUAAUACAACUACAGACAUCAAAGAAGCUAAUUUCUUUGGGAGUCAUGGACAGUACAUCUUAGCUGGGUCAGAUGAUGGAUCUUUCUUCAUAUGGGACAGAGAAACUACUAACAUUGUCCGUGUCUUAAGAGGAGAUGAUUCUAUUGUCAACUGUUUGCAACCUCAUCCAAGUCAUUGUCUUUUAGCAACUAGUGGUAUAGAGUUUGUGGUUCGACUCUGGAGCCCACGUCCUGAAGAUGGCAGCAAGGAAGACAGGGUAGUUAUUGAUUCUGAUGAUGCAGCAGUUGCCAACCAAAAGAGAAUGAAUGCUGAUCCACUGUCUGUAAUGUUGAUAAACAUGGGUUACCCUAUCCCCAUAGUAGACAAUGAUGAAAGUGAAGGCAGUAGGGAUAGUGCUGUUCAGUGCCGUACAAGCUAGUUCAAUUCUUCUAUAAUGGACUGAAGGUGCAUGAGAAAAAUACUUCUGUAUAUAGUGAACUUUAAGUGUAAUGGACUUAUUAUAACAUUUGUGUGUGUAUGUGUUUUUUGAAGAGAUAAAUAUUUACAUUGAGUCAAUUAUUUUAAUAAACAGCUAGUUCGUUAUCCUACAAUACCAGUCUUCUAAUUGAACUGUUUUUUCUUUGCCAUAUACAAAAGAUUUGUAUGGACGUAUUUGUAACAGUUUUUUUAUGGGUUUGUUUGGUCAGAGACCAUGAUUUACUAAUACCCAAAUGUGGUUUUGAUUUUACUUUGUAUACUAUAUUAAUUUAUGAAGUAUGUAAAGAGAAACAUUACAGUACCAGAUAUAUAUAUAUGUAUCUUCAUAAAAAAGAAAAAUAGACAGUUGUGGAAAUGAUAAGUCCUACAUUCAGAAAAAAAAAUAACAUUCUACAUGUUAUUAGUUUUAAUAGAAAAUUUGUCUGUGGUAUUGACUAUUAAUUUUUGGUUAAAUUUUGCACUUGUACAUUUUAAUAUUUUUCAUUAUUACAUCCUGAAAAGUCCAACUUAAAAAGUAGUCUAGUUUUUAUCUGCUCAACGAAGCUGCUUAUGUUUUCAUGGUAGUUGCCAGUGAUUUUUGUUGCAUCAUUUUUUCCUUCAAGAACUGAAAGAGGUGUAGUUGAAGAGUUGUUUUGGCUUAUGUACUUGCCUUUUUUGUCAAUGUUGGAUGAGAUUUAAAUAUAAGUUUAUAUAGGUGGCAUACUUACCUCUUAACAAUCAAACCUGGACGAGGUAUGUUCGUGUGUAGUUGAAGUUUUGUAGUAAAUUUAUUUUAAUUACCAUGAGAUAUAAUGUUAAAAGUAUUGACUGUUGUUAUUUUUAACACACAUUACAUUUCAACUAAAAAUCUACUAAAACAAAGCUCGGGUAAAGUGUCCUGGAUCAUUAAGUUCGCUUGAUAUGUUUAUUUACAUAGAGUUUAUCUUAACAUUUCCUCUCUCUUUUUUUUUUGUCUAAUUUAGUAGUCUUCUUUAAACUAGUAUAUUUGUUAACACUGUUGUACUUAGCACAAUCAUCUUAAUAUUUUUUAUGAAACCUUGGUAAACUACAAUGAAACAUCCAUAUGAUUGUUUUUUUUUUAUAUAUACGUGUUGUAGUGGCAAUAAUUAUAUUUUAAAGUUGACUGUUAUGUUGACUGUUAUCUACUUCUUUAAUGUGUUAUUUACUUCUCAAGUAUCAUUUAUUUCAUUACUAAGAUAUUGCCUCUCUGAAGAUGUGAAUAAUUUUGUUAAACUCCAUUUUAAUUAUGUGGUAUUAGGCACAGAUCUACUUGUAGUGCUACUUUUGAAGGCAACAGUGAUAUAAAGAUGCUUUGAUAGUGGUCAGAAAGGACAAGGCAGUUGAAGCCAUUACACUUAACAUAGAUAACUUACUACUGGCUUGUACCUCCAUUCAUAAGUAACUUCACAUACUGAAGGCAUUAUAUGGAACUGUUGUAAGAAAAACCAAUGAUAUACAGUAUAAAAGCCAGUAAGAUAGUUCUUAGUGAGGCAGAAUUUCUACUGUAGUUAUCAUAAACAAUAGAUAAUCUUCAGGAAAGAUGCUACUUCAAUGGAGAUGAAAUGCCAAUUUGUAUACAAACUAUAUGGUUCAAACACUCAAGAAAUAUUGACAGCACUUAUGAUUCCCUUUUUAUUUUUAUUUUUUUCAUACAUAUUUAGAGAUAUGCAAAUAAUUGUACUUGAAGAAUGGUCCAGGUUUGAAUAGUUUGCUUUCCAUAUUUUAUAUCAAGUGUCUGAAUACAGCAAUGUAUAUGAAAUUCUUUGAAUAUUCUUACUACUUCCUGUACACAAAAACUUAGGCAUUGUUGAAAAGCAUAAAAAAAAGAAGCUUUAUUCAUCUACACUUGCCAGGCAAAAAUUACUGCUUAGUAUGUUCUUAAUGACUGAAGAAGUAGCCUUCCUAGAUAUGCAAAAAUGUUUGUAUUUUACAUUGGAACGCAUCUUAUCCAGCACUAAAGCUUUGUGUUAAAUUAUUUAGCUUGUUGCCUUAUUAUUUCAGAAAUAAAGAAUGAUUUGAAAUUA